This is a messenger RNA of Cladocopium goreaui, 847 nucleotides long. NCBI's taxonomy places the organism in Eukaryota, Dinophyceae, Suessiales, Symbiodiniaceae. The record is from the annotation of a GenBank genome assembly.
AGCCGUUUGGAGACCCUCGGGGUCCCAAUCAAAGGGCGCCUGCUUCACCCAGUGUCACCUGAGGCGGACCCUGGGACUCGGCUGAGAGUCUUCCAAUCGCGGCGUGUCACCGGGCGUGUCACCUCUACGCAGCGCAGCCCAGAUGGCAGACAGUUAUGGCAAAGGCAAAAGUCGCCGCAAGGGUGGCAAGAAGGGUCCCGAAGCAUCAGAAUGGGAUUAUGAUGGCUAUGGCAAAGGCUAUGGUGGGAACCACAAUGCUGCCAGCAUGGGAGGUGCUGCAGCAGGAGGCAAACCAUCAAAAGACAUCGUGCAUCAUUACCCACCCAAAGAGAUGGCCGCAGACGUCGGUUAUCCCGUACGCGGUGGGCAGACUCUUCUGAUCGCAUACUUUCCAUGGGAAGCAUCGGAGGGAGACAUCGAGCGGGAGUUCUCCAAGUUUUGCCGCGUGAAGCGGGUCCACCUCGUGGUGGACAAGUCCUCCAGGAAGCCACGUUGCUUCGGCUUCGUGAAGUUCUUGAGCAAGGCGGAUGCUGAAGAGGCACUAAGGGCAACCACGCAAGGGCUGGUGCAGCUGCCGGAUACGCGAGGACACGUUUGGCAUCUCAAGGCAGAAUGGACCAAGUCUGGAGACAUGGUGGUGGAUGAUUCUGAAGCGGAGCAAGAGGUAGCAAAGCGAAAGGAAGAACGGCGCAGUCGCACUGACACCACACCCGGCCGUGGAGGUACCAGCGCACCCCCUCCGAAGGGGGCGCUGCAUCCGGGAGUCCCUGCUCCCUUGCCGCCGUUGCAGACGCGCUAUCCACCACAGGCUGCCAUUGGCAUGCCGCCGCCACCACCUUUGCCCUGA